Molecule: messenger RNA, 2373 nt
Organism: Cydia splendana
Lineage: Eukaryota; Metazoa; Arthropoda; Insecta; Lepidoptera; Tortricidae
Exons: 15
Coding region: 85-2373 (762 amino acids)
Molecular function (GO): protein binding
Source: RefSeq, a predicted model, not a curated record
AAUCGUAAAAAGAGUGGUAGUGCAUUACAUGUUACCAAUGUAAGCAAAGGAAAAUUUUGGAAGAAUUUUAUAGAUAGUCAAUCAAUGACUCCUUUGGCUUUGACGUUUUUGGCACUCGUCUGUUCCAUUUUUGGCACAACUUCGAAAACAACUAAAUAUGCUCACGAUAUUAUUCCUGAUGACCUACAAAAACAUGACCUACAUGAAGAGAAUCCAAAAAUGACACAUUUAUAUAGUUAUUAUAAACAUACUGAUAAUACAAUAACAAGUUUUACUAAAGAUAAACAUAAAGAAUCAAAUGUUAUGAGGCAUUUUAAUGUAAAUGAUAAAAAGAAGAAAAUAAGCAACAAUAACUAUAAUCUUGUUUCUGACGAAUUGUACGAACCUGAAGUACAAGGGACACAUCUAAAAUCAAAUGUAUACGAAAAUGAUAAAGACACUAAUCAUGUAAAUAUACAUUCUGCUAAACCUAGAGAAACAAGAAAAAGACAGUACAAUAUAAAUGCUAGGAGGAAAAGAGAGACAAAUGAAGAUCCUCGAUGCCAGCCGUUCACGUUUGAAACUGGAAAGAAACGUCUGACGCAUCCGAGGAGCGUGAGAGAUCAAGAGAACAAGCCCGGAGAAGGCACUUACACGAGCAACACCACGUGUUUCACUACUAUUGAAGCGGAGGAAGGGCAGGUCAUAGAGUUGACAUUCGUGGACGUGUUCGAGAUAGAAUAUAGUGCUGACUGUGUAAAUGAUUAUUUAGAGAUCCGCAACGGCAAAUUCGGCUACGCACGCCCGGAAUACAGGUACUGCGGGAAAGGCUUUCCUCCGCAAGUCACCUCCACGGGGCCUUAUUUAUGGCUGAAGUUCAAGUCUGACGACAUCAUAGAGUACGCAGGCUUCACCAUCGAGGUCGACUUCCAACCGAAGAUCGGCAGUCGCGCAAUAGACGAAUCCUGCUAUAUAACUAAAAGUGGAAACAGCGGCACCAUCGACGGCACCAGCACCAGCUCAGACCUCCAGAAAUGUCGAGCGGCGACCCCUGGCCCACUCGAUGUGCAGUGGAAGAUAGAAGCCGAACCAGGGACUCAGAUAUAUCUGAAUAUCACAAUGUUCCAAUUAGCAAAUCCGAACAAUUGUACUAGAAACACGGUGCAAAUUUUUGGCGCCAAACCAAACUUCGAACAUUUAUUAGGGGAGUAUUGUAGUUCAGUGGCCAAGUCACUCUGGACGGAGGAGGGAAAGAAAAUCCCUGGCCCUGCCAAUAUUAUGUACAUUCGGCUAUAUACUAUCGACAGGAGAUCCAACUUCAGCGCUAUAUACACACAAUUUCGCACCGCCGAUGCAUGCGACGCGGACGAGGAGUUUGACUGCAAAGACAGCACUUGCAUCGCCAAAUCGUUGAGAUGUGAUGAAAUAGCGCACUGCAGGCUUAAGAAUGAUGAAGACCCCGUGGAGUGCAAGGGCGAGGCGCAGUCGCUGGUGCGAGACAAGGACACCCGAAACAUCCUGAUCGUGUUCUCGCUCAUCCUGUCCGGGAUGGUCGCCGUGUUCCUUUUCAAGUGCAUCAGAAAAUUAUACAACGACCAGAAGUUAAUCAAUGAGUACAAGGCGCAGACCCGCGAUGACCUCAACAAGGCCGCCAGCCAGCUCACGCUUGACCCGAAGCCCAGCAGGUGCAGGGAAAGCCCCAGUCUCGAGCACCAGAACCACCACCAACAGAGGUCCACCAGUAUGGAGUCGGACCUUCUGCGUCUGCGCGUCGACGACGACAGCUGGCCUGAGAGUCAGCCCUUUGUGGAAGACAGCAGGCACAAGAGCAGACCCACGCGGGACCUCGCCUGGAACGAACAGUUAUUGAGACAGCAGGCACAAGAGCAGACCCACGAGGGACCUCGCCUGGAACGAACAGCUAUUGAGGUAAAACCGACCAAGUGCGAGUCGGACUCGCGCACGAAGGGUUCCGACGACGACUGCUGGCCUGAGACUCAGCCCUUUGUGGAAGACAGCAGGCACAAGAGCAGACCCACUAGGGACCUCGCCUGGAACGAACAGUUAUUGAGCCCGAUGGAAGACAGCAGGCACAGGAGUAGACCCACAAGGGACCUUGGCUGGAACGAAGAGUUAUUGAGGGAAAAAGGCAAGGAAGAGAAAAGCAGAGAACUAUCAGCACACGUACAAGAGAUUCAAGAUACCGGUUGUCAGACCAGGGACAGUCUGCUCCAAACGGCUCCUAUACUUCCUACGACUAAUGCUCCAGGGUCAAAGUCACGCUCCAAUAGCCGUGCAGUGUCCGGAGUGGCUCCCCCCACCCCCACCCCUCGUCUCGCCGUGGAACUCCUAAGACAGGCCACAGCCGAAGACUCCAGUUCACGUGAGUACUAA